This is a messenger RNA of Dufourea novaeangliae, 1533 nucleotides long. RefSeq lists its product as uncharacterized. The record is from RefSeq and is a predicted model, not a curated record. The transcript has 8 exons. NCBI's taxonomy places the organism in Eukaryota, Metazoa, Arthropoda, Insecta, Hymenoptera, Halictidae. Bases 1 to 1533 code for a protein of 510 amino acids. Gene Ontology annotation, molecular function: protein binding.
AUGAACUUUGACAGACACGAGCGCUUUAAUGACAGUCAUUUAGCUUCUUGCAGUCGAAAUUGCGAGGAUAUAGCUUUAAUCAACGCUAUUGAGAAACUGAAGCCACCUUACUUUCAACAGCACCUCAGUCAGCAGUUUUUUCAAUGUUUCUGCAAGGAAACUUGCACCACAAAGUGGAGACUGGAUAUGCGUGGUUCCACUGUGCAUGAAAAAAUCGAGUUAGCAAGCGUGUACAACCAUGUAGAUGAAUUGGACAUUCACAACAAUUACAUCAUGGAAUCAGGGACUAAAUAUUUGCUGAAAAUGGGGCAAGACCUAAAGAUUAAGAGCCUGAAUUUCAAAGCAAAUAAAUUUGGUAUCAAGGCAUCGAUAAACCUGGCAAAUUUCUUAUUACAAAAUGAACAUGUGCUCUACCUGAAUGUUGCAGACGUGGACCAAAGUAUUUCCAGUUUACUAUACUUUAUAACGAAUCUGAAUCAAGCCCUAGAAGUCUGUAAUGUAACACUGAAGUGUCUAGACAUCAGUCGACCGAAUCCAGGAUGGAUGUACAACUUUGAUUCUGCACAUUUUGCGAGCGUGAUUGGUUUAAUGCUUAAACACAAUAGUACCCUGUUAGCGUUGCAUCUGCAAAAGUAUAAUUUUAGUUGCCACGAUAUUGAGAACAUGAUGUCCAACGCGAUACAAAAUAAUACUUUGCACUUGUUGGAUCUUGGCUGCAAUAAUAUAGGUGAUCACGGUGUCGGUCAGCUGGCCAAGUGGUUAACAAAGAGACCCGCAUUAAAAAGCCUGAUUUUGUGUAGAAACAUUAUAACUGAUUAUGGCGCAAGGGAACUCUACUGUGUCAUUCCAUUUUCGAAGCUACUGUCGCUCGAUAUCUCUUACAAUAAGAUCACAGACGAAGGCAUGGUGGAAAUUUUAUAUUCUUUGAAGAAAAGUCCUCUUCUACGACAACUGAGAAUAUUCGGGAACUCUAUUGGUCAUUCAGCUGCAAAAGAAGUUUCUUUUCAGUCUAGCGUUACUGUUAUUUCAAAUAUAUUGAGGAGGGACCAUCUGCAGGACUGUAAAUGUUGUUACUGUUUCAGAUGCGCUGCACCACAUUUUGAUGAGCAGUGCAGAGACCCGAACCAUCCAGACACUUGUAAUUGUUGCAAGUGCAUGGGAGAUGAAAGCAGUGAUUGGUCUGCGGAUAAAGGAAUUACAGACAGAGUUAAAUCUCCUCCGGAUCCUCUAACAAAGAUCCAAUACAUAUUGAAGCGUAUGAGUUUUGAGAUUGGUAAAAAUAUCAUGCGAUGGAUUAACAUCGACGAGGACGUAUUGGAGGAAGAUCUGAAAGUGAUCACCGGCAAGGUCGAUGAAGACUCAUCCAAAGAUUCGUGCAAUUGCUCGUGGGCUCAACUGAGUAUGUCAAGUCUACGGAAAUAUUUGGAGGAGACUUCGUCCAAGAAUGUACUCAUUAUACCUAAAACUAGUCCUUUGUUAAAAAGUCUCGAUAAUCAAGCAUCGUCGUCGGAUGAUUGUACAAGUACUCCAUAA